AGAGAAUAAUUAUUGACUCAAGGACCGUUUAUUAGCCAUUUUCUAGUCUAUAUAAUUAUUAAACACAUUAACUGUGGACUCUGAUGUGUCUACUAGUAUUGACUAGAGCAUUUGCGUAUAAUAGACAUCAGUAUUAAUUAAACAGUGGCAAGAUCGAAGAAACCGAAUAAGCUCCACAUCCAUAUCAGUGACUCAAGACUCUUCAUUGAUAUAAUUAUACCUGAUCCCUUUCACAGCCACCCAAGUACUAUAUAAUAAAAGCUCCUAAACACGAAGACACUGUAUCUCUGUCUGCUAGCAAAGCAAGUCAUCCAUAAAGAAACAGUGGAAACCAGUGCAACAUAACAAUUGACAGGUGCAUAUCUGAGGCCUGAGGAGCUUUGUGAGCUAGUGUGUGAGGGGACUAAUGAUGUCACUGGAGGGAGACCUAGUAUUCACCAAGCGGUUUGUGGACUGUGUCAAGAAGCCGCAUUCAGACAGGACACCAGAGGACCAUGACUACAUCUGCCACACUCUGAAGAAGUUGAGUGAAUUCGAGUUCUACGACUCAACACAGUUCAAGUGUGUUCCUGACAGGCUGAUCUACGAACUGCAUCUGAAAGACACCAUUCUUUACGAAGCCGGUGCCUUGGCAGACUGCUGGUACUGUGUCCUCACUGGCAGUGUCAUGCUCUCUGAUACUUACUUAUUCUCAACAGGGAGCAGUUUCGGGCGUUGCAUCAACUUAAACCAGAGAGACGAUCGGUGUCACAUCCUAGAGAAGACAGAGCUCCUCAAAAUCAACUAUAGUGAGGAGGAGAUGAAACGGUUUGCCCAGCGAGCGGCCAAGAUGGCCAGCAAAAGCCCCAAGGCUUCGGUGGACCUCACCACCAGUGGAGAACACUCACUGUCUACGACCCAAGUGUCCACCACUGCUGCCAGUACCAAGGCGGAGGAUACUGUACCACCGUCCGGAAUGACAGAGGGACGGUCAGAAAAUGUUCCACUCACAAAAUUCGAGUCCCUUCUGAGUAGACGAAAAGGCAGUGAUGGGUUAGAACUUGAGUUGCAUGUGGCCACUAGUACCCCACCCCCUGACAGUACAGGGUCCCCUCGAAGGACGCAGGUCUACCCCAUGAGUGCAGACGUUCUCUCUGACAGGGACUCGAGGAGCAUGAGUGAAGAAAGGUCACCGUUUUUCUCAUUUGAAGAAAAGAAGAAAAGUAUGUCCAAUGACAGUCUCAAUAAAGCAAUGGAGCACCCAGUGACCUUUGACCUGGCAAUAGCAGGUCCAACAUCGUCAGAGGUCAUAGUACGAUCGAGGGACAGGCGUAGAGAGCGGAGGGCCAGUGCUCCCCCAACAGAUCACAGGAUACGAGACUCUGUCGGCUCACUCGACUACUUGUCCGAGAGUCAAGUUGAUUCUGAUGACGAGGAAUCUGUGCAAUCAGAGUCUUCCAGUGCCACCAGUAUGGACGCUGUGCUGGAGGUGCUGUCAAAGCCCCCCACUGACAGAUCAGAGGAGGACAUAGAGCGAGUGAUGGACGUCUUACAGUAUAUACCAGCUUUCACCAACAUGACGUCCAACAUACGACAAGCCCUGUUCCAGAUACUCAUGCUGCAGACCUUUGAGAACGAGGGCUCCAUCGUCAUUGACAACGGGGAAGAGGUGGACAAGUGGUAUGUAGUGCUCAACGGUCAGCUGCGACUGGUGAGGGACUCGGACACGGACAGGACCUACCACGUUGGAGACUCGUUUGGCAUCAACCAGAGUCUCAAGGUGCUCCCUCAGAGAGGGAAGCUGCUCACAGCAGAGAAAUCAUGCACUCUUUGCUUUGUGACCCUGGAGGAGUACAGUCGUGUGCAGAUUCAGGGAGAGGAGAACCUGAAGAGAGUGGAGGUGGGCGGAGAGCUGGUGGCAGUGUUGGAGAAGAGAGCCGUGGACGCCAAGAGGGAGGGCUACUUUAUUGUACAGGCGACCCCGGAGGAGCUCUUGAAGAACCUCUGUGAGGAGACAGUGGACGAUUUGUUUAUGAAGGACUUCCUGCUCACGUACAAGACCUUCCUCCCCUCCCCCCUGGUCGUAGUGGAUCAGCUCAAGAAGGCUUGGGUCGAAGGAAUGCCUGAGCAGAGAGAGAGGGUGACGGUGAUACUGACAUACUGGGUGGCAGAACAAUACUCUGAGUUCGAGGAGAUGACAGAGAUGUUGGACUUCCUGGACUGGUUCGAGAUACGACUCGUAGAAGACGGCAAGCUCAGUGAGAAGAGGACUCUGGAUAAACUGAGAUCAUCACGAGCUGCCACCAGGAGCAUUGAGCUGGAUCGAGCAGGUACCAACUCUCCACUGGAGUUUGAGGUGGUGGGAGGAUGGGAGGUCGGGCAUCCCGUGUUUGUGUCAAAGGUCGAGCCAGGGUCAAUGUCAGAGAAGGCGGGGCUUAGACUAGGAGAUCAGAUAUUGGAGAUAAAUGAUGGAAAUUGUAUUAAGAAGGAGCUGAAUCAGGUGUUGUCCACAUUGCGUAAAAACUACAAGCUGUCCCUCAAAGUCAAGUCCAACCUCCCUGAGUUCAGAACGUUUGUGGCAGACCCUCCAAAAGUACCAGCUGAUUACUCGUCCAAAUCUCCCGCCCCCGCACCAAUGGUCCCCCUCAUUCCUAUGGCACGCUGUAACUCAGAUUCCAAACCUGCCGCCACAAACGGGAAAUCUUCGGGCAAGACUCCAAGUUCCCCAAAGCCAAAGAAAAAGGGCCCGCACAUAAUGAAACCACUAACGGCCUUUACUGGAAAGCUAUCCUCUUUGGAUAAAUUCAGAAAGUUCAAGCUCGGCCCUCGAUCGAGUUCCUCCGCUAUUGUGACCACGGACUCACAUGAUGGCACCACCGGCCCCGCCCCCCUUAAAGCUUUGAAAAAAAGUCGUAAAAGUCGAAAAAAUUCGACAGAGAACUUGUCCGAUGGGAAAGGAGACAAAGGUAGAGGAAAGAAAGGUGACCCUCUAACUAAAAGAGCAAUUUCGAUGGAGGACCUUCACUCUCUGAGCUCUCCAGGGGGUAACGGGAAGGGGGGUGCUGCCGGGAAGAUUGUCGAUGCCGUAGUGAAAUUGUACCUCCCUGACCACUCACACAAGUACCUGGAUAUCUCUCCAUCGACUACAAUAGCUGACUUGAUCAGCAGAUCAGUGAAGGAGUUCUAUCCUGACAAGUUUGUCGUCUCACCAUCAAGUGAGUACUGUAUCUGUAUGGUGACUGUGGACAGUAGGAACGGCCCAAUACGUAACUCAGUGCUCCCUAAUCACUUGACAGACCUUGCCAACUAUAUUGGCCUCGGAAGCAGGUAUUAUCUGAAAGAAAGAGCUUUCCACGGCACGUUGGUACAGGACGAAGAAGCCGAGCACAUUGUGAAGGAGAGUCGACUGUGGGAGCACAUCCUCAGCCUCUCACCAAAGCAGGUGGCAGAGGAGCUCACACGAGCCGACUCGGUGGUGUUUUGCAGCAUAGACUCUCGUGAGUACAUAGCUGACCUGUGGAGGAAUCGAGACCAACAGGCCAAACAGAACCUGUCCAGGUUUGAGAAUAUCCCCAACGACGAGAUGUACUGGGUGGUGACAAUGGUUGUCAGUGAAACACGAUCGGACAUGAGGGCCAAGCUCAUGAAACAGUUCAUCAAGAUAGCCAGAUGCUGUAAGGAUCAGAGAAACUACAACUCCAUGUUCCACAUUCUGAGUGGUCUCCACCACGGGCUGGUCUCUCGACAGAAGAGCUCCUGGGAGAAGGUGCCCUCCAAACACAAGAAGUCUAUGGAGGACAUGUCAGGCUUCAUGAAUCCUUUCCAUAACAUGGCCAAGUACCGUGAGCUCCAGCGAAGCACUCCUCCACCACUCAUCCCAUUCUUCCCCAUCAUAAAGAAAGACCUCACCUUCUUGUUUGAUGGCAACGAGUCACAAGUCAAGGGGCUCGUCAACUUUGAGAAACUGAGAAUGCUGGCCAGACAGAUACGACUCAUUAAGACCUACUGUCAGCAGCCCAUCAUUCCCGACCCUCCGCAGGUAGACCUCGGUAAGCUUGGGGGCAUGUUAAAAAGCAUUCACCAUUCGAUCAGACUUAGAAACAAGUCCACCAACAUGGCCACCAUCACUGACAACGUGCUCAAGGAAGUCUACACACACCACCGCAUGCUGAAGAUGGUGAGGAAACAUUUAGAAAGAAAGUACGUGGUUCAAGAAGAGGACCUCCUCGAGAGAAUAGCGGAGAGCAGUGAGAGAGUUGUGCAGCUGCGUAGAAAUCCACCGAGCCCCCUCAACAGAGUAAAGAGGAAAUCGGCUCCUAACGAUAAAUACAGCAACUUCAACAACUUCAAGCCCAUUUCACCGUCCCCUACGACUGUCUCCUUGGGUUCAGACACGUCUGCUGCACCCCCUGUCGACGGCUUCACACCACCUUCGUCGCCACGGAGACAAUUAUCAGUACCUGCAUCAGCAUUAGCAUCUGAUUCUCAAAGUAGCUCUUCUGUUUCUGUAUCACCUUCUCUAAAUGAUUCAGUGGCUACGGAGGCCAAUGGUUUGGUGCAAGCAGUGCAGUAGUUGACUCACAAACAAUUCAGCAAUUAACUGUGUGCCAAAUGUAGACCUCCUGUGACCAUGCUAGCUUAUUAAUUUUUGUUGGGUUGACUCCUAUAUAUUGUGUAUAUAGUGUGUCGCUGUAUUCUCUGUUGUGUAAUAUUAAAUUAAUGUGUUUGUGUGCCUGUAAUAAAUGAUCAUGACCAAUAAUUGUUAUUGUACAUCA
This is a messenger RNA of Halichondria panicea, 4754 nucleotides long. RefSeq names its product rap guanine nucleotide exchange factor 6-like. The transcript has 41 exons. Gene Ontology annotation, biological process: positive regulation of GTPase activity; Ras protein signal transduction. NCBI's taxonomy places the organism in Eukaryota, Metazoa, Porifera, Demospongiae, Suberitida, Halichondriidae. Gene Ontology annotation, molecular function: protein binding; guanyl-nucleotide exchange factor activity. The coding region runs from base 407 to 4552 and encodes 1381 amino acids. Gene Ontology annotation, cellular component: apical plasma membrane; plasma membrane. The record is from RefSeq and is a predicted model, not a curated record.